ACCGCCAUUUGUCUCUCCCUUCUCUGUCUUCUCUCCUAAAUUCUCCUGCUCUUCUUCCUCUCGUUCUCUAUCCUCCUUAAUAACGACAGCUGUGGCCGGCCAUAGCAGCCGGCGUCGUGAAGCAGCUCGGGGAAGGUGGGUUUCUCCGGCUCUGUUCUAGCCAAGAACGCCUCUGUCGUCGCUCUGGUUAGAACAGCUCCUAUCAUUUCUCUGUGUUGGAAUUUUUUUGAUAUGGUGCAGGGCCAUUACUUCAAAGAAUUUCAUGUAUUUGGUCCAAAUUAUUAGUUAGUAGAAAGACAAUAAAUUGGGAAAGGAAGCUGGACAAGGAAUAAUAUCUGAAUGGAGCAAAUGAUUUAUCAGUCUCUACCUUCAACAAGUUUGGGAUUGAGUAGUGUUGGUGGGACUGUGUCUGUGUGUUCAAUUCACCACCGUUGGCCUUCAGUAUGGCCAUCAGUUUCACUUUCAUCUUUUUCUUCUUCAUGUUUCAGAAAAAGAAAUUUAAAGAAAGCCAAGCCAUUGGCAUUUACCCCCCACCACCACCACCACCAACAACCGCAGAAUCAGGAAGAUGAAGACUUUCAAGUAUUGACCGCCACAAGAAGCCAUUACAAUGAUAUUGUUAUUUUAGACACUCCAAAAUCCAGAGUGCUACUUCUUGACUCUUCUCACAAUGUUCAUAGCAUUCUCUACAAGCACCAAAAAUGGACAGGUUCCUAUUGGGAUGAGUUUGCUAGCCUACCAGCUAUUGUUCCUCAAGGUCCCAUUGCCAUAUUGGGUUUGGGCGGUGGAACUGCUGCUCAUCUAAUGCUUGAGUUGUGGCCUGCCUUGCAGCUUGAGGGUUGGGAGAUUGAUCAAAUAUUGAUUGAUAAAGCAAGAGUCUACUUUGGGCUAUCUGACCUUGAGAAGCACACUCAAGCUGGUGGUGUACUUAAUAUUCAUAUUGGUGAUGCCUUUUCUCCCUCGGUUAAUAUUUCUGGAGGUUAUGCUGAAAGGAAAGCACGAUUUAAUGUGGCAGUUCAAACAAAGAUGGCGAGCAUUAUUGUUGAUCUGUUUUCUGGAGGAAAAGUUCUGCCUCAAUUGGAAGAGGUUACAACUUGGUCGGAAUUGUAUAAUCUAUUGAUGCCUAAUGGUCGUUUCAUGGUGAAUUGUGGUGGUACUAGUGGAGCAACUGAUUCCAUAGGUAAUCCUGAUUCAUCAACAAAUGAAACCUGUGUACAAAAUUCAACUAUCAAAGCACUGUCAAAAGCAUUUCCUGGACAAACAAACUGGAAGAAAAUGGCAGAGACAAAUGGUGAAAAUUAUCUAGCAUUGACAGGACCUUUACCAGAUUUGGUAUCAUGGUCUACUAUGGUACCAGAUCCUUUAUGCUCCAGUGUUCUGCAAUGGAGGCCAUACGAGUCUCUUACAACAAACUCCACUCCACCAGUCCAUCGUUAGCAAAACAUAUGUACAUUAAAUUGCUAUGUCAAUUAAAACUGCACCAUUAAAUUUUUUAAGAGACUAAACCUAACAAACUCCCCAAUUCUCUCUCUCUCUCUCUCUCUCUCUCUAUCUAUCUAUCUUCUUUUGGACUAUGAGUCUUUUCGCUUCCUCCUCUUUCCUUUACUCUGGCAUUCUCUAUCUCUUCAUUGGGACUAUGAGUCCCACAUCAGCCACGUUAACAAUGUUCACUGGAUAGCAAAUUGAUCCGUUUGUUUCUAGAUGCAAUUUGGUAUAUUCUGGUAUGAAUUAGCCUUCAAAUCAAA
Molecule: messenger RNA, 1745 nt
Organism: Ziziphus jujuba (common jujube)
Lineage: Eukaryota; Viridiplantae; Streptophyta; Magnoliopsida; Rosales; Rhamnaceae
Exons: 10
Coding region: 340-1437 (365 amino acids)
Source: RefSeq, a predicted model, not a curated record